Molecule: messenger RNA, 4129 nt
Organism: Fukomys damarensis (Damara mole-rat)
Lineage: Eukaryota; Metazoa; Chordata; Mammalia; Rodentia; Bathyergidae
Gene: Ttc14
Product: tetratricopeptide repeat domain 14
Exons: 12
Coding region: 154-2460 (768 amino acids)
Molecular function (GO): nucleic acid binding; protein binding
Source: RefSeq, a predicted model, not a curated record
CUGGGGGCGGCUCCGGAACACUUCCGGGAGAGGCACCCUUGCUGAAGAAUGUGUUGUGUAUCUCCUGCUACCGCACACAUCACCCGGCUCAAGUAGAGGGCACGCAACUGGGGGCUAGCAGCCCACCUGCCCUGAGGCCAGCAGUCUGUAGUCAUGGACCGGGACCUUCUGCGUCAGUCCCUGAAUUGCCAUGGGACGUCUUUGCUCUCCCUACUCCGGAGUGAACAGCAGGACAAUCCGCACUUCCGGAGCCUCCUGGGGACGGCGGCGGAGCCUGCUCGGGGUCCGCCGACCCAGCAGCAUUUACAGGGCAGAAAAGAGAAGAGAUUUGACAACGUGGAACUACAAAAAUUUAUCUCCAAAAAAGCGGAUUUGCUCUUUGCACUUUCCUGGAAAUCAGAUGCGCCUGCAAUUUCCGAAGUUCAUGAAGACAGUGAAGAGCAUUUUGCAGUCAUGCCCCCUUUAGAGCAGUUUAUGGAGGUACCUAGUGUGGAUCGGAGAGAGCUGUUUUUCCGAGAUAUUGAGCGUGGUGAUAUAGUAAUUGGAAGAAUUAGCUCCAUUCGGGAAUUUGGUUUUUUCAUGGUGUUAAUCUGUUUAGGAAGUGGCAUCAUGAGAGAUAUAUCCCACCUAGAAAUCACAGCUCUUUGCCCAUUAAGAGAUGUGCCUUCGCAUAGUAACCACGGAGAUCCUUUAUCGUAUUACCAAACUGGUGACAUCAUUCGAGCUGGAAUCAAGGAUAUCGACAGGUACCAUGAAAAGCUUGCAGUAUCUCUGUAUAGCUCAUCUCUUCCACCACACCUGUCUAAUAUUAAACUAGGUGUGAUUACUUCUGAAGAGCUUCCUUUUUACUACAGGAGGAGUGUUGAACUAAAUAGUAAUUCUUUGGAAUCCUAUGAAAAUACCAUGCAGAGUUCUUUGGGAUUUGUUAAUCCAGGAGUAGUUGAACUCCUCCUAGAAAAGCUAGGAAUAGAUGAAUCUAAUCCACCAUCUUUAAUGAGAGGCCUACAAAGCAAAAAUUUCUCUGAAGAUGAUUUUGCAUCUGCAUUAAGAAAGAAACAGUCUGCAUCUUGGGCUUUAAAAUGUGUGAAGAUUGGAGUUGAUUAUUUUAAGGUUGGACGUCAUGUGGAUGCUAUGAAUGAAUACAAUAAAGCUCUGGAAAUAGACAAACAAAAUGUGGAAGCUUUGGUAGCUCGUGGAGCAUUGUAUGCAACCAAAGGAAGUCUGAACAAAGCAAUAGAAGAUUUUGAACUUGCAUUAGAAAACUGUCCAACUCACAGGAAUGCAAGAAAAUACCUCUGCCAGACACUUGUAGAAAGAGGAGGGCAGUUAGAAGAAGAAGAAAAGUUUUUAAAUGCUGAAAGCUACUAUAAGAAAGCUUUGGCUUUGGAUGAGACUUUUAAAGAUGCGGAGAAUGCCUUGCAGAAACUUCAUAAAUAUAUGCAGAAAUCUUUGGAAUUAAGAGAAAAACAAGCUGAAAAGGAAGAAAAGCAGAAAACAAAGAAAAUAGAAACAAGUGCAGAAAAGUUGCGUAAGCUCUUAAAAGAGGAGAAAAGGUUAAAGAAGAAGAAAAGAAAAUCAUCUUCCUCUUCAAGUGUUUCAUCUGAUGAUGAAUCUGUUUCUUCUUCCUCAUCCUCUUCCUCUUCUGAUCACAGAAGGCAUAAGAAACAUAAGAGGACCCGUUCAGAGUCUUCUCGCAGUUCCAAAAGGCAUGCGUCUAGGGCAUCCUCAAGUCAGGUAGAUCAGAAUAGGAAAGAUGAGUCCUACCCAGUUCCAGCUAAUACUUCAGCAUCUUUUCUUAAUCAAAAACAAGAAGUGGAAAAACUACUGGAAAAGCAGGAUAAGUUACAAUAUCCAAAGACACAGGUAAAAGAGAAAGAUAGAUGCCCUCUCUCUUCAUCUUCAGUUGAAAUACCGGAUGAUUUUGGAGGUAGGUCUGAAGAUCCAAGAGAUUUUUAUAAUAGCUAUAAACCCCAGGCAGGUGGUAGCAAAAUAGAAAAGCCAUACAAAUCAGAAAGACAUUUUUCCAGUAGAAGAAAUUCCUCAGAUUCCUUCUGUAGGAAUUCAGAGGACAAAAUGUAUGGUUAUAGGAGAAUUGAAAAAGACACAGAGGGAAGAAAAGAGCAUCAUAGAAGGUGGGAGCCAGGUUCCAUGAGAUACUCCACUUCACCAGCCAGUUCAGACUACUCCUGGAAGUCAGUUGAAAAACACAGGAAAUACACUUAUUCUGGAUCACGUGAUUUUGGCAGACAUGAGCAAAGGUGCCGAUUAGAUAUCAAUCAAGGAGAUUAUGAAAAAGAGGACAGUUCUAGGGAAUAUAAUAAAACACAAGUUCCAGAUGGAUUAGCUAGCAAAGAGCAAUCAGAAAGCAAAAUUAGAAAAAAUUUACCUCAAAAUUUACUCAAUAUAUUUAAUCAGAUAGCUGAAUUUGAAAAAGAAAAAGGAAGUAAGCCAAAAAACUAAUACACCAGGGAAAUUUGUGCCAUUCUACUAAGCAUUGCUAAUAGUGUAUUUUAAUCAUAACAGUCUGAUGCAGAAAUAUCUGCUAAAAUAAUUUGUAGAGAUUACAGAAAGCUCAAAUUUUAUUUCAGUUGUAGGUCCCUUUGUCACAAGUUGAGUUUUAGGCUUUCCAUGGGGUAUGUUUAUGUACAGUAUAUCUCUUAAUGUGACAAUUUACAUUUCUUUACCUAAUGGUAAUUCUCUGAUCGCUUGUGGACCAUUUGGCUAAGAUCAAGUGUGGUAAUUCUCUGAAAACAUUGUUGCUUCAUUGUAUUGUGGUAUAUGCAAAUUCCUGGCCCAUCCUAUCUUGCUGUUUGGCAGAAAGUUAAAUUUGCACAUUAAAUGCUUGGAUCAUUUCAUCCAAAAUUACUCUUCUUUUAAAUUAAAAGCCCUCAGGUUUUGAAAGAGUAUAUUUGAAUGUCUCUUGUACUAUUUUAUAUAAUUAAUUUGUUUAAUUAUUAAUUUUGGAGGGCAGAGUUUUAUUUUAAAAUGGUUGAUCGUAUCUAUUAAUUUGCCUCCAAAAAGCCUAAUUUAAAAUUGGUCUGUGAACACUCAUUGGUUUUUACCUAGCUUACCAAAUACCUUCCAAUAAGACCAGGAAAGUUGAUUAGGAACCUGUUUUGCUUAUUUAUCCAUUUUUUACUUAUUGUUACAUUGUGGCCAUAAGAAAUUUUACCUUAAUCACAGGUAAGGCCCUCAGAGUCUGUAUUCUAGGCAAGAGCAGAUGAGAAUAGAAACUAAUCCUUUUAACAAAAAUAGCAGUGGUGGAGAAGCACACUGUAAAGCUUGUUAUUCCUCUGGAGAAAGAAAAUUAGGAAACUGUCCUAGUAUUGCAAAUGUUAUGCUAGAAAGUUGCUAGGCAUGUUUUUCAAUAGCCUACGGCUGGCCUGCAUUUGUACUUUUCUUCCUUAGCACCUGCCACCCUUACUGCCUUCUUUCUCAAGAUCUGAAUAAAAGGCUAGGCCAACCAGAGCUUGAUUUUACUCAGAAUAAAUGUCAACAGCUAAAGCUAAAGAAGGAAGGACUUGGAUUUUUAAAAUCUCAAAAUUACUGAAAAUAGUAAUUUCUCUGGAAGCUAUUGAUAAAAAGUACAAGCUAUAGGAUUAUAAUGCUUUUUAGAAUCUUUAUAAUUUGAAAUUUUUAAAGCUAUAAAUGGCAGUGGAAUUUUAAGUCUCAUCACUCAGGAUGACACAGGAUGGGUGUAGGUGGGAGGGUAGUUGGGUAUCCCAUCUACAAAGGAAGAAGAGACCAGUUUCUUAUUCUGCCUUGCUUCUUGCCACCAGUAAAAUGUCAAACCGUUAAUACUGGUAUUUAUACUAUUUGUGUCCUUCAAAUUCUUGAGAAGUGAGCCUAAUGGGAAAAAUCUGAAAUUCAUUUUGUAAUGGAACCCAAAAAAGAAACCCUGGUUAAGAACAUAGAUAAUGGCAGUAGGAAUAGGCUAGUCACUCAUGCACCAGUCUUGUAACAAGAAACAGUGUUCUCUGUAUUAACAGUUUUACUGUCAUCCCUAUACAGUUCUACAUAAUAGGGUUUGUGUUAUUGAAGUCCUGGGGAUCCAUUGAACCAAGGGCCUCUCACAUGCUAGGUAAGCAUUCUACUAUUGAGUUAUAUCUCCCCACCCCCACUAUGUUUU